This is a messenger RNA of Plectropomus leopardus (leopard coralgrouper), 1400 nucleotides long. Lineage: Eukaryota; Metazoa; Chordata; Actinopteri; Perciformes; Serranidae. The record is from RefSeq and is a predicted model, not a curated record.
UGGAUGUGAAAUGUGCUAUAUAAAUAAAUGUACUUUGCCUUGCCUGUAUAUAUUUUCAAGUAGUAAUUUACUUAUCACCCUCUAGAGCUCCCAGAGCAAUAUGCCUGUAAAGAGGAGGAGGAUCUCGCCAGCAAGCAGAGGAACUCCAGUUUGGACCAGGAAGAGCCAGAGCCUCCACAGAUUAAAGAGGAGCAGGAGGAACUAGCACUGAAGCAGGAGGCUGAUGCCUUCAUGUUGACUCCUACUUAUGAUGGAAAUGACCACAGUGAAGAUCAGACUCUGAACUUUAUUCCUGAUGACACUGUAAGUACAGCAGAGUCUGUAGUCAACAUACCAGUUAUAACCUACGUAAUACCAGAACCAAAUAGGGACCACCAGCUCGUCUCUCACAACUCUCAUGUAGCUGAGAGCCAAAAUCAGAAAGAAGGCGAGCGUGGAGACUGGGGAUCAGCUGGAAAUGCAGAGCUUCCUCCAAAGCAAAGACGCUAUGAAAGUGAUAGUCACACUAACAAUGUAUACAACUCUACUGUGUUAAAUGUUUACCGUAAUACUCAGACAGGGGAAAAGUCUUUUAAAUGCGACACUUGUGGGAAAACUUUCAAGUUUAGGUCCCAGUUGUUUAUACACCUGAGAAUCCACACGGGCGUUAAGCCCUUUUCUUGUAAAACAUGUGGAAAAGAAUUCCGAUAUAAUAGUCACUUGAUUGUCCACAUGACAACACACACAGGCGAGAAGCCGUAUUCUUGCAAAAUAUGUGGAAAAGAGUUCAGGCACAAUAGUCGUUUGAUAGUCCACAUGAGAAUCCACACAGGCGAGAAGCCGUACCUUUGCAAGACCUGCGGCAACAGAUUCUGUGAGCUGUCAGUGUUGAAACGGCACAUGAGAAUCCACACAGGUGAGAAGCCGUAUUCGUGUAAAACAUGUGGGAGAGCUUUCAGGCGUAAUGGUGACUUGAAAGUCCACAUGAGAACUCACACAGGUGAGAGGCCGUACCUUUGCAAGACCUGCGGGAAAAGAUUCAGUGAGAUGUCUGCAUUGAAAAAGCACAUGAGGAUUCACACAGGUGAGAAGCCGUAUACUUGUGAAACCUGUGGCAAAGAUUUCAGAAUUAGCAGUAACUUGACAGUCCACAUGAAAAGAGCCCACAGGUGAGAGACUGAAUCACUGCAGCACACAGGUUCCAGUUGUAGUCACAACCAAACAGGUGAGCUGUGAAGUUGGAAAAUAUGUGAAAAAGAUUAGUGUUUUGUUGAUCACAUGAAAAGACUGGCGAGAAACUAUAUUCUUGCAGAACUUUGUUUUUUCACCUUCAUAUGACUGUAUCGUUUCUAUUUCUGUUUGCAACAUUGGAACAAUCAUAAUCUCUCAAAUCAAGGAAAAUGUAAAUUUCACACUGAGUA